UCGUUUGAAUUACAAUGUCGCGCAAUGCUUGGCGGUUCCCAAUUAGUUCCACAUGGCUGCAUCGAGAGGAAUGCAGUAGUGAAUCACAAUCGACGUUUCGCAGUGCAAAAAUUCUACGAAGAACUUCGGAACGUCCCAGCGGAGCAACAUCCACUUUCGCCAGCAUAUCCGUCGUCGAAGUCCACGAAGCUACUAAUUGGCUGCUUGUCGUUAUGUAUGCUACGUAGGCAGCAUAAUCAGGCCGAACGGUUCGUUGGUUUGAGUGUCGGUGCUAUUCCCUUUCUUGGUGACAACAUGACAUAUCAAGUGACUGAAGAGGAUACCGGUGAUGAACCUGCGGAUCAAUUGCCUGUUCAGCAGCGUGCCACGCCGCGCCCGUCGGAUAAUGGCAACUACCAGAGUAACCUUGCUCUAUCUUCGACUACGGUUUUUGCUCGCAGCAAAAGUGAUCUGAAUUUGGCCAGCGGUGACACAGUGAGUAAUUCACCAACCACAUCCAGUGGCUAUGUAGACCCACGAGCUCUGGGCUACUCCUCGAGUACAAUGGUUCCCUUGGCUAGACCAACGAACAACAGAAUUCGCAGGGCUGCUUCAAUUCUACCACCAAUCCCGCCAAGAUCUUCUAGAGACAUGGACGUUAUGGUCCACCGGCGAGCCAAUUCCAAUUCCGAAUCCAAUCCGUACGACUUUUCCAAAAGUAUCGCCGAGUCGGCCAUGGACAUCUCUCUGUUGACAGCUAAUGCCAACCAGCUGAGACUGCUCAUUACCUACAACCAAGGGUCACAGACAUAUAUGGCGUGUAUAACGUUCAUCAUUAUGUCCCUGGUAUUGCAGAUGUUGGUCGCCGUCACUAUGAUCAUUGUUUCAUUGAUGAAACAAAACCUCAUGGACACAACUCGCCAGAAGCUGAAGAUCAUCACCUCCGUAGGGGUGGCAAUCAUAACGAUGAUCAAUAUCCUAGUGGCGUCGCUCGUGGUGGCAGAAGCACCCAAUUCAAUGGCCACUACUGCAGCCGGUACCAUUAUGAUGAUGGAAACUAUGCCGGCGACUUUUGCUGCUGUUAGUACGACAGCUAUGCCAUUGACCACCACUACCAUGGGAGCCAGUGCCAGCACCAUCAGCAGCACGGUGGAAACCAUGCUAGAUGGGGGUUUGAGUACGCUGGCAUCGAGCUUGCUCGCCAAUGUUACUGGAACGUGAUUCGGCUUUAUGUCGAUGAAAUAGAAAAAAACGAUGGAAUAAUCCGGAAACAAAUUUCCAAGAUGUGAAUCGAAAUGUUCGUCUCAAUUGACGGAUUGAAGAUAAGUUUGAACAGAGAUAAAACGAUAAUCAAUAAUCUACUGAGAUAAUCUUAACAAAAGUAAAAUAAACGUUAUUUUCUCUUUUCUGGGUAA
Molecule: messenger RNA, 1394 nt
Organism: Aedes aegypti (yellow fever mosquito)
Lineage: Eukaryota; Metazoa; Arthropoda; Insecta; Diptera; Culicidae
Exons: 3
Coding region: 25-1200 (391 amino acids)
Biological process (GO): cell adhesion; tissue regeneration
Cellular component (GO): membrane
Source: RefSeq, a predicted model, not a curated record